AUGUCAAAAAAGCAGAUUUUCUAUUCCGACAAGUACAACGAUGAAGAAUUCGAGUACAGACAUGUUGUGCUCCCGAAGCAGCUGUCUAAACUGGUGCCUUCGUCCCAUCUGAUGACAGAAGAGGAGUGGAGGGGACUGGGGGUCCAACAGAGCCAGGGCUGGAUUCACUACAUGAUUCACAAACCAGAGCCACACAUACUGCUUUUCAGAAGACCACUUCCAAAGGAAUAA
This is a messenger RNA of Menidia menidia (Atlantic silverside), 231 nucleotides long. The record is from the annotation of a GenBank genome assembly. Lineage: Eukaryota; Metazoa; Chordata; Actinopteri; Atheriniformes; Atherinopsidae.